CGCCGCAGGCAGUCGCCGGAGCACGCCGCCUCUCGCCUCAGGCCGCACGCCGACGCCGACCCUCGCGGCCUCGCCGGCAACGCCGACCCCCCUCAGCCUCGCCGACGCCGCCACCUCCUCGCCACUCGCCCGCUGCCAAUCGUUACCUGGCUCUCCGCCACCGCCACCCCGCCUUCCACCUCGCCCGACGCCGCCGUCUCCUCGCCCCUCGGCCGUACGGCCGCGCUGCUGGUCCCCUGCACUGGCGGCAGGCAAGCAGAGGGCUAGUCGCUACCUGCUGAGCGCAUGGCGUGAAGCAAAAUGUGGGUAAAAAAUCGGAAGUUUCUGAUUCCGUAAAUAAAUAUGCAUGAAUCCCCUGGGUAUAGAAAUCCAAUUCGUACAAAAUAACCUUACCAAAAUAAAGCGGUUAGUUAGGUUUAUUUUUAAUUUAUGUGGUCAAAUCGGUUCCCAUUUACCAUACCUGAAGUUUUGAUAGACCAAAAUAACCAAACUGCAUUACACGUACUAAUCGACUGCCCAGGCCUAUAACAAGGUGUCAGUAUACUAGUAUGUCAGGUAUGGUAUAUUGAGGUUCACAUUCAUUACAUUAUCUGGUGUCAUUGGAUCAUUUGUUAGAUUAUGUGAUGCUGUUGGGUAUAUCAUUAGUAUAUUUCUAUGGGUUGAAUGAAUGCACACAUUGCCUGAUUGCUGCCCUCUGAAUUCAUUAAUUUUCGUGCAGUCCCUGAUGAAUGAUUUUUCUUUUUGCUGAUAAGUUAACCCACCUUGAAUCUUCAAAGCAUUUGCCUAUGAAGACUAAGAAAACAGCGAACGGAUCAUCUUGCAAGAAGGGCAAGUUGUUUGAUGGUCUAAUUAGUAAACACGCUUCAGAAAUGGAUCCAUGUUACAAACUUUUCCUGGAAAAUUUGAGAGAAGACGGGAAUACUUAUGUCCUUGAUGUACCAAACGGGGACCAUGGCAUGCCUGUUUCUGUACGGUAUGAGGAGGAUGAUACGUCCUAUGGGAACACAAAGGCCGAGACCCCAAAUUUUCCCCAUGGUUCACUGCAUAGAAGUCAGGGUGUUCCAAAUAGCAAACGACCUAAUGUAAAAGCAUCUAAUGCCAGUGGAUUUUCACCAAAGAGAUCACAUGUGAAGCAGAAGAAGACCCCAUCAGCAGAUGAAUCUUAUGAGCUAUUUCUUAGCCUUGUGAAAUUCAAGGAUGGUUUCAUGGUUAUUGAACCAGAACCAGGUGUGUCCAUUGUAUACGAGCAAGAAGAAGACAUGCCUGCUAGAUAUGAUGAAUUGAGAACUGGCAGUUCCAGAAAUGAACCAGAGCCUUUGGUGGCUCCACUUGAAAACAUGGAGGAAGACUACACUAUGUAUGGAUGUGAAUAUGGGCUUGCACAGGCAAAUAAAAUUGCAUCUGAGCAUGAAAUGGAUGGACCGUCUUCAGAGAACAUUGAUGAUCAGGAUGUUAUCUGCACAGAUGAGCGUGGACUUGUAGUUUACACUGAACCUUUGGAUUCAAAUGCAUGUGAAGAUGAACAAGCAGCACCUCUUGCUAUUAGCUGUAGUGGAUCCUCUACAUUUGAUGAAAAACUCAAUGCUGUUUUAAGUCAGCCAUAUGAUCAAAAGGAAUAUGAAGAGCUUUGGAGAAAAGCCACUGACCGGAAACCUGUGAGCAGACAAAGACACUUGCGAAGUGCAUCAAAGCGCUAUGUUACAGGGGCAAUUGGGCUGUCGUAUCUCGAUCAUUACCCAGAUCUAGCCGUACAAAUAAACUCUGCUGACUGUGAUGAGAGACUGAGCCUACUGAGAAAAUUCUUCUUCUGGUUGGAGAAUUUAUGCCAUGAGGGAGCCUACAUGCCAUGGAUCUCCAAGCCACUAGCUUGCAAUCCCAUUUCACCUGACGAGUAUGAGCCGACGCCCACUCUCGAGACGUGUGAGGAUGAUCCGUAGGGCAGUGAGCUGAGCUUGGCGCUGGCGGUCUCCUCGCAUCUCUCUGCUACGGGACUGAUCCUUGUUCCGAUGCAUCAAGGCUCCUCACCUAGACACCUACCGUGUGCUCAUAAUUGUUAUGGCACCACCUGAAACCAGAAACUGUAUUGGCCCACUGGGACAUUGAUGCGCCUGCCGUUGGUUUAGCCAGACUGCAAUUACCGAGCUUGCAAUCUUCAGUGUCUACUCGCAGUAGUGCUGCGCUGCUGCUGGUCCGAGGUUUCAUGGCCUCCAAAGCAUCUUGUGAUGUACAUAUAUAUGUGGUCUGUGGUCUGUGGUAAAUGUUUCACUCGACAUCACUAAUCAACCCUUUCUCUGCACAAUUC
Panicum virgatum (switchgrass) is the source of this 2302-nucleotide messenger RNA. RefSeq lists its product as uncharacterized. NCBI's taxonomy places the organism in Eukaryota, Viridiplantae, Streptophyta, Magnoliopsida, Poales, Poaceae. The coding region runs from base 729 to 1937 and encodes 402 amino acids. The record is from RefSeq and is a predicted model, not a curated record. The transcript has 5 exons.